Messenger RNA from Podospora pseudopauciseta, 2513 nucleotides. RefSeq lists its product as uncharacterized. The transcript has 7 exons. Bases 1387 to 1698 code for a protein of 103 amino acids. Lineage: Eukaryota; Fungi; Ascomycota; Sordariomycetes; Sordariales; Podosporaceae. The record is from RefSeq and is a predicted model, not a curated record.
CAGCUGAAGUGGCAGCCUUGUUAUUGAUUGUGUUAUCUACUCUCAGCCUUGGGGCCAUUGUGGUUGUUUUGGUGUCAGAUGUACUUUUGAUAUUGAGUCUUUUAAUAAGACUAUGUUGUGAGCGGAGUUCAAAGAUUUCUUACCCCUCCAACAUUUUGGACUUGCAACAGCAAAAGCCAGAAAACCGGAGCCAAGCCGUCGAUUUGCAUGCCCGAUUCCGGGUCAGCUCUGAGGAUCAAAUGUUACCGGCCAGGCACGCGUGACUACUCCGCCUGUGCCAUUGCCGUUCGCCCUCAGCUACCGCCCAUUGGGUUAUGGUGUCGUAUGCCCAUCUACAAAAGGCCCGGGUUGCUUUAAAGUGGUCUCUUUGACAAGAUAUCGGUAUACAUGAGAUCAAAGCCUGGAUAUUCUGUAUGUUGGAGACUUGACUGUCAGUCCGGACUAAGGGGCCCGUUGAAAGAAGACAAAGGCGUGCCUGAGACCUGACCGCCAUCGGGCCAACAUCAACUCUUCCCAAAUGCUUGGGCCCUCCAAUCGCAUGGCGUCAUCUGUCUCCACCGAUCACUGACACCUCAUCGAACACUCAUGAAUGUCCAUUCAUACAUCCAAAUGGAAUCCAGGAACAAGAGAGAUCGGCAAUAUCGGGCAGUUGGGUUGUUGAUUGCAAAAUUGGUGUGAUGGCCUAAAAGCCAACCAUUGCGAGAUACUCUUGGUUUUGGCUUCUCCUGUACUUGGGUGGCCUCAUCGAAUCUCUCUCUCUCUCGGAGCAACUGGCAAUUGUCCGAGCGGCUGGAAGAGGCCCAGAGCGGGCGGGCAACGCAUCCACCUUGAGGCUGCUGCAGGCGGGUGACUUCCACUGUCUGACGUCGUGACCUUUGAAAGGAACCACCACCUCAUGAAGCAAUCAUUUCCCUUCCCCUUUUGCCCCCUUUCCAAUAAAAUCGCAAGCCCUUCAACGCCUCUCUCUGUAACUGCAUAAAACGGCACCUAAUAAGGCAGAAACAAGAAGCCGCCAUUCAGGUACAACACAUCAAACAACUACAGAUAAAAGACCCCCCAUUCCCCGCAUCCCGCAUUAACACUACGUGCCACACCCACCGCUGCUAGUACACCAUAAGACCACCACCACCACCACCCAGCUGAGUCAACCGAUCCGAUCGUCGACCCCUAAUAGCAGCAGCCCUCGCUCGCCUCUUUCGCAAGUGCGCGCCUGCCAACUCCAAAAAGAAAACCAUUAAGACCGACGCCAAAAACUCCACGCGGGCGUGUCCCUUUGAAAGCCACACCAUCCCAAACGACUGGUAACGUAGCGAUCCAAGUCGGCAAAGAUGGCUUCCCCGCGUCGCCGCAUCGAGACAGAUGUCAUGAAGCUGUUCAUGAGCGAUUAUGAGGUCACCUUGGUCAAUGAUAAUAUGUAAGUCAAGCUCGACGCCACGACGAUGGCUACAGCGGCCCGAUACUCUACACGGUGCGAUGGUUUGCAAGAUGGGAACCUUGAUGACUGAUGCGAGUGGUGGGAACGAUAGGCAGGAGUUUUACGUUCGGUUCAAGGGACCUACUGAGAGUAUGUUAUAUCUGCUCGAUAAAAGAGGUGGGAUAGCUAACCCGGUGCAGCUCCCUUCGAAGGUGGUGUCUGGAAGGUUCAUGUCGAGCUCCCUGAUCAGUACCCGUAUAAGUCGCCGAGUAUUGGGUUCGUGAACAGGAUUUUUCACCCUAAUAUUGAUGAGCUGUCUGGAUCGGUCUGCCUCGACGUCAUCAACCAAACCUGGUCGCCCAUGUUCGACAUGAUCAAUAUUUUCGAAGUCUUCCUUCCGCAGCUGCUGCGCUACCCGAACCCGACGGAUCCGCUGAAUGGGGAGGCGGCAGCGCUGUUGAUGAGGGAGCCGAAAAGCUAUGAUAUCAAGGUCAAGGAGUACGUCCAGAAGUACGCCAGCAAAGAAGCAGCCGACGAUGCCGGCGCCGAAAGCGAAGACGACGACGAUCUGUCCUCGGUGGCGAGUUUCGACGACGACGAUGAGGAACAGCAGCCAGCUGGUAAGAUGGAUGAUGUAUAGGGUUGGAUUUGUCGUUUGUUUCCGAGGGGUACUCCAGCGGUGUGUUGAAUGCUUUUUCGUCUUGACCAAAUCAUGGAUGGACUACAGGUAUGGGUGGAUAAGGGAGUUGCAAUGGCUUGGUACGGUACUAAGGGUUUUCUAACGGUUCUGGUUCCUGGUUUUGAUAUCCAUUGUUUUUCUUUUCUUGGAGGUUGAUGCACACUCGGAGGCUAUGAAUGUGUUGUUUGGUUUGCUUGGCUCCGGACUUCCGGCAACAAAGAGUCUGAGGUUGGCUUGUGUGAGAAACAGUCAGACUGUGAACCUGACUGCACACAGUUUAGGCGACUUCACUAUAUAUGUUCAGGAUCAAGUUAUAGAGCGACUUUUACAACGACUGCUAGGGUUGUAGAGUGAGGCAGCAGCUACAGAUCUGGAGCAAGCUGCAGCCAGCCAAUCAGCGCCGAUAAGACAGAGUAUGAC